AUUCAAAAAUCCUAAUUCAAACUUGUAAAUCCAACUGUCCAAAGUUGGAUACUCCACCAAUUUUCAUCACAUAACACACAACAAGUACAUUACAUCACCCACGUUAUUUCCACUUCUUCCACCACCCUCUCACCGGAAAAACAAACCCCACAAACUCCAGUUUCCAGAACAUUCUUCCGCCAUGGGAGGACCUUCAAGGUGGACCUUCACCUUCACCAUCUUCAUCCUCGCCAUUACAACGAUCUUAGUUCAAGCAGGCGACAACAACCAUGUCUACUCCCCUUGCCGUGACACUACAGUUCAGCGCGACGAUGGCUUCACCUUCGGCCUUGCUUUCUCUUCCAAAACUUCUUUCUUCUUCAACAAUAAUGCCUCGCUUCAGCUUUCUCCUUGCGAUCGACGACUUUCUCUCUCCUCCAGUAGCUCUCAAAUCGCGCUUUUCCGACCUAAGGUUGAUGAGAUCUCUCUUCUCACCAUCAAUGCUUCUUCUUUCAGCCCGGAUUCAGCCGGUGGUUAUAUGGUGGCGUUUGCUGGCUCAAAAUAUGCUGCAAGAUCCAUUCCUACAUUUGUUGCAAAUAGCACCCACAUAGUGACAAGUUUUACUCUGAUUCUAGAAUUUAAGCAAGGCCGACUACAAAAUUUGUUUUGGAAAAGGGAUGGUUGUGCAUCAUGUAAAGGCAAGUCUAAGUUUGUCUGCCUGAACAAUGUGGAUUGUGCAAUCAGAAUGAGCGACUGCAAGAAUCGAGGUGGAUCUAUGGAUUGCAGCCUUGGCAUACAAUUAGCCUUUUCUGGUACAGAUAAGCAUUAUUCAGUUCUUAAUUCUUGGUAUGAAGUGCAGAACCUACGGCAAUAUUCACUAUUUGGCUUGUAUUCCAAUUUACGGAAGUCUCUCUCUGAUCAAUUCAGCAACUUCUUCUGAUUUACUUCUGUGUCUUGUGUGUUCUAAAGAGGCUUUUUCUCUGCUUUUGCAAUUGCACGAUUCUUCAAUUUAUUCUCCUUUGAUCCUCCAGCAGGCUUGUGUGGAAAUAUGUGACAUGUUUUGGUAUGUAAUUGUAUUUUUUUAUUAGCAGUGUAUAUUGAAAUUGAGUUAAUGUGAUUAAUUAGUCGUUCUCUGCUUAUCAUUUUGCCUUGUAAUAUUGACCUUUGGUAUAAGAUCUUGAUUCUUGGCCUAAGUUAACUUCUUAAAAA
Molecule: messenger RNA, 1188 nt
Organism: Chenopodium quinoa (quinoa)
Lineage: Eukaryota; Viridiplantae; Streptophyta; Magnoliopsida; Caryophyllales; Amaranthaceae
Exons: 3
Coding region: 182-919 (245 amino acids)
Biological process (GO): protein histidyl modification to diphthamide; tRNA wobble uridine modification
Cellular component (GO): cytosol; nucleus
Molecular function (GO): metal ion binding
Source: RefSeq, a predicted model, not a curated record